AUGAUUGGAGCCACAAGAUCCUGCAAGAGCCAAAGAGUUAUCAUUCAAUUGGAAUGCGAAGAAAACAAUCCUGACGAUGGUUUUCGCUGGAGAAAAUAUGGUCAGAAAGUUGUCCACGGGAAUCCAAAUCCAAGGAGCUACUACAAAUGCACAAACACUGCGUGCACUGUGAAGAAGCAUGUGGAGAGAGGAGCAGAAAAUGUCAAGUUUCUGUUGGUUACAUACGAUGGGAUACACGAGCACGAUCCACCAGCUGCACGCGGUAGCACUUCCGGUCAAAAGAGCCAGGACGGUUCAUCAACGUCUCAAGAUCAUAACAAUCACCGAACCGUGCGUUUAGGCAGGCCACCUUCUUCCUCUUCGGCCUCUCAAGCCCUGAGGCUUUUCCCUUGUUCGUUGGACCCACCAAUGGAUAUGACACCGUUCUAUAUAACCGGAUUCGCUAAGCUGCCGAGUUUACCGGUUAACCAGAACCAUACUGAACCGAAGAUUGAACGUGUGAUACCAGACGGUACAGAGGUAUUCAAAGUGAUCAGAGAUCGACUUAACCUCAACUUUGGUCUCAGCCUUUAG
This is a messenger RNA of Eruca vesicaria subsp. sativa (arugula), 573 nucleotides long. Lineage: Eukaryota; Viridiplantae; Streptophyta; Magnoliopsida; Brassicales; Brassicaceae. The record is from the annotation of a GenBank genome assembly.